Molecule: messenger RNA, 279 nt
Organism: Aspergillus fischeri NRRL 181
Lineage: Eukaryota; Fungi; Ascomycota; Eurotiomycetes; Eurotiales; Aspergillaceae
Product: EthD domain-containing protein
Exons: 2
Coding region: 1-279 (92 amino acids)
Molecular function (GO): oxidoreductase activity
Source: RefSeq, a predicted model, not a curated record
AUGGCUACUCUGAACCGAAACCUCCGCGUUACCAUGUUCGCCUUCAAGAAAGACGAAAUUUCGGAGGAAGAGUUUCAUAACCACUGGUCGAAGGUUCAUGCUCCAAUAGUGGCAGAGUUCUUGGCAAAAGCCGGAGUCAUUAAAUACACACAAGUGAUGGCACCAGACGAGGCCAAAUUCUUUGACUGGACAAAGACAUCCAUCGCCUUCGGCUGGGAGGAGAUUUAUGUGGAGAACGGCCAACCUCUUGUUUCGAAAGAAGGGGUAGCAAGGCUUUGA